AUGGAGGCGGGCGCGCCGGGGCGUGACGCGGCCGUGACGUCGCUGCAGCCGGGGAUCUUUUUAAUCCUCUGCGGCAGCAGCAGCCGCAGCCGGUCACCAGAGGAGGGGGGAGCACGGUCGGACCGGAAUGGACCGCACAGGCUCGGGCUACGACGUCGCGGCGCGUCCCCGCUGUUCCCGUCAGCUGCCGCGCAUCAGCGGGACGUGCAGGAUGAGCCUGCGCGGCUGACAAGCACGCGAACGCCCCCGUCGACCGAGGAGAAGGACUCGGACUCCGGGAAGCGAGCGAACCGAACCGACAGCGCGUUCACGCCGGAUUACAACCGGAGGAAAAAAGCCUCCGCCGAUUGCGCACCGGGUCGUGUUUGCGCUGCGCAGUCCGUCCGUGACCUUCAGCCGCGCGGCCGGAAAACACACCGUCAGCACACCGAGUGGCCCCCACCCCGGGGACGUGUCAGUCACCUGCCGCAGAGGCGGCCCGAGCUCCGCGGCUCUCCAGUGGAACCGGCCGAUGCUGCGUCGCAGUCUGUGAAUCCCACCGCGGCCCAGAUGGACUCCCCCAUCGCCCACCACAUCAACAACAGCAAUGGCAGCAGCGGUGGCACCGGCAACAUGUUGUCCGGAAGUCUCAGCGCCGCUUUCCCGAACCUCCCGGCCCAGGAGAUGCAGAGCGCCGGCUCGUCGCCCGGGUUCGGCACGCCGUGGUCCGUCCAGGCCAGCUCCUCGCCCCCACCCACACCCAGCUCCAUCAACCACCAUCCUAUCCACGGGAACAACGCCAUAAACCAGAUGCCCAACGCGGAUCCCGACAGCUUCUACCCGGGCAUCCCCUCCUCCAUCAACCCGGCCUUCUUCCAGAGUUUUUCGCCGGUGUCGGCUAAUCCGUGCGCCGGGAUUAACGUGCAGGGCUUCGGCGGUCCCUUCUCGCCCCAGAUGAACGUCCCCCAGCAGGCGCAGAGCCGCAGGUCCCCGGUCAGCCCCCAGAUGCAUCCUCAGCAGGGCGCCUUCCUGCAGCAGAGGAACAACUACAACCAACAUCAGCCCAUGGUGAAGCAGUCUCCCUGGGGCAGCCACCAGGGGAACGGCUGGGGCUCCGGGGGGACGUCCUGGGGCCGGGACCCCCACCGCCGGGGGGGCGGCAUGGGCCACCACGGCUCGCCCCUGAAGAAGCCCUUCUCCAGCAACGUCAUCGCUCCACCCAAGUUCCCACGCUCCGCCGGCUCGCUGGGGCCCAAGUCCUGGAUCGAGGAGAACGUGUUCCGCACCGACGGCAACAGCAACACCUUGUUGCCCCUGCAGGAGCGCACCAGGAUGUACGACAGCCUGAACAUGCACUCCCUGGAGAGCUCGCUGAUCGACAUCAUGCGAGCCGAGCAGGAUCCCAUGAAAGGCCGGGUGGGAGGAGCUAACCUCGGGGCCGACGGCCUCCUCAUGCUCAACGGCCGCUCCUCCCUCUUCCCUAUCGACGACAAUCUCCUGGACGAGGGCCACGGCCACCAGGGGGUCCCGGGGGUCCCGGGGGUCCACGGAUCCCCCAACUGCUACCCCCACCAGAACGGGGAACGCAUCGAGCGCUUCUCCCGCAAGGUGUUCGUGGGAGGCCUGCCCCCCGACAUCGACGAAGAUGAAAUAACCUCGAGCUUCCGCCGCUUCGGCCACCUGGUGGUGGACUGGCCCCACAAAGCGGAGAGCAAGUCCUACUUCCCCCCCAAAGGUUAUGCCUUCCUGCUGUUCCAGGAGGAGAGCUCGGUGCAGGCUCUGAUUGAAGCCUGCAUGGAGGAGGACGGGAAGCUCUACCUGUGCGUCUCCAGCCCCACCAUCAAAGACAAGCCUGUGCAAAUUCGACCGUGGAACCUGAGCGACAGCGACUUCGUGAUGGACGGAUCUCAGCCCCUCGACCCCCGCAAGACCAUCUUUGUGGGCGGCGUCCCUCGCCCCCUGAGAGCCAUUGAGCUCGCCAUGAUCAUGGACCGUCUCUACGGAGGAGUCUGCUACGCCGGCAUCGACACCGACCCGGAGCUCAAGUACCCCAAGGGGGCGGGCCGAGUGGCCUUCUCCAAUCAGCAGAGUUACAUCGCCGCCAUCAGCGCCCGAUUCGUCCAGCUGCAGCACGGAGACAUCGACAAGCGGGUGGAGGUGAAGCCCUACGUCCUGGACGAUCAGCUGUGCGAUGAGUGUCAGGGCGCGCGCUGUGGGGGUAAAUUCGCCCCGUUCUUCUGCGCCAACGUCACCUGCCUGCAGUACUACUGCGAGUUCUGCUGGGCCAACAUCCACAGCCGGGCCGGCCGGGAGUUCCACAAGCCGCUCGUCAAAGAGGGGGCGGACCGGCCACGCCAGAUCCACUUCCGCUGGAACUAGAGGCCGCAGUCACAGGGGAAGGGAGAGCCCGGCCUCCCCCGCUAAGCUAUCAGUAUAAUCCAGUACGUAACACUAUACAGUAUAUACUAUAUAUAUAAUUAGAUAUAUAUCUAUAUAUCUUUUGUAGCAGCCAAACACCACAAGCCUCAGUUUUUCACCAAAACUCCCCCUCACAUCUCAGGCUCUGACAACUCUACAACUCUUUUGUGGUACUUUCAUCUUUUCUAAGAGGUGGAGAUUUAAAAUUUAAAAAGAGAGAGACAGAGAGAGAGAGAGAGAGAUUGAUUUUGUUUUUUUAUUAU
Messenger RNA from Cyclopterus lumpus (lumpfish), 2660 nucleotides. RefSeq names its product cytoplasmic polyadenylation element binding protein 2 (gene cpeb2). Gene Ontology annotation, molecular function: mRNA regulatory element binding translation repressor activity; translation factor activity, RNA binding; mRNA 3'-UTR binding. Gene Ontology annotation, cellular component: neuron projection; nucleus; cytoplasm. The record is from RefSeq and is a predicted model, not a curated record. NCBI's taxonomy places the organism in Eukaryota, Metazoa, Chordata, Actinopteri, Perciformes, Cyclopteridae. Gene Ontology annotation, biological process: negative regulation of cytoplasmic translation.